Messenger RNA from Neodiprion virginianus, 4715 nucleotides. Its product is annotated as long-chain fatty acid transport protein 1-like. Lineage: Eukaryota; Metazoa; Arthropoda; Insecta; Hymenoptera; Diprionidae. The transcript is spliced from 11 exons. Gene Ontology annotation, cellular component: endoplasmic reticulum. Bases 278 to 2230 code for a protein of 650 amino acids. The record is from RefSeq and is a predicted model, not a curated record. Gene Ontology annotation, molecular function: long-chain fatty acid-CoA ligase activity; long-chain fatty acid transmembrane transporter activity. Gene Ontology annotation, biological process: triglyceride homeostasis.
CAUAUUACUUACAGUAAUCGUGCAACGCUCGAACAGCUCGAGUCGUUCAAUGAUAUCUAUCACCAACAGUUAAAUUUUUGUUCAUCUAUUUUGCUUCAUGCAUGCAUCGAAAGUGAUAAGUUAGAAAUAGCAAUCAACUAGUGAUACGGUUUUCCACGUUUCUCCAGGUCCGUCGUCAUCCCCGUUCUUUCGGCGCAACUCUACGUCCACCUGGCAACCCCCGUUUUCUGUUGCUCGGUAGUGCAGGGUAGCCGUGCCGGGCCUGCGAAGCGAAGCGAUGGACGUCAGAUUCGUGGUUUUGGUCCUGGCGCUGGUUGGCCUGAUGGCUGCGGGUGUUGGAACUCGGAUCCAGGGUGCCGCUGCUCGGAUCGCCCAGAUAGCCUUCGCCGUUGCUCUUUUGCCCCUCGUUUAUCGGUACCACAGGAGGAUUUAUGUUAUCGUCAAGACGCUGCCUCGGGACGUCAAGUUUUUAUACCGAUACAUCAACGCUGAUAUCGAGACAAAGGGUUUCGUACGUAACAACACAACGGUGAUAAAAAUCUUCACAGAACGUGCUCGAAUUUACCCCAAUAAACCAUGCUUCAUUUUCGAGGGUCGGAUCUGGACAAACCUGGAUAUAGAGAAACUUAGCAACCAAGUAGCCUCUGUCUUCCAGAAGGCUGGAUACGUCAAAGGAGACGCGGUUGCAUUGCUGAUGCACAACAGGCCCGAAUAUAUUGCGAUAUGGCUGGGACUAGGAAAGUUAGGGGUGGUAACAGCUCUGAUCAACACCAAUUUGCGUAUGCAGCCUCUUGUGCAUUGUUUACUUGCAGCAAAAGUGAAGGCAAUUAUUUAUACACAAGAAUUGGGUACAGCAAUAAAUGAGAUCACAGAUACUAUACAAGGAAUCGACAGAUACGAGUGGGGCAGCCCUUUGGGAGAGGAAUUAGACGGUGCUAAAAACGUUGAUCAGCUUCUCACUGAAGCUAGUACUGCGCCUCCAGUAGUUGACCAUAUUCCAGGUUACAGGGAUAAUUUACUCUAUAUCUACACAAGCGGGACAACUGGACUACCCAAAGCUGCUCUGAUGCCACAUUCGAGGUAUCUGCUCAUCACUAUGGCCACUUAUCAUAUGCUGGGUCUUCGAGCAAACAGUGAUAUUAUGUACAAUCCACUUCCGCUCUAUCAUACAGCUGGAGGUCUAGUUGGUACUGGUUGCGCUCUAGUGAAAGGAAUCCCAAGCGUUUUGAGAACAAAAUUCUCCGUGUCUGCCUACUGGACGGAUUGCAUAAAACACAAUUGUACUCUUGCCCAAUAUAUUGGCGAAAUGUGCCGGUAUUUAUUAUCGGCACCACCUCGACCUGAAGAUUCUGCCCACUCGGUUAGAUUGAUGGUUGGCAAUGGUAUGAGACCUCAGCUUUGGCAAGAGUUUGUUAAUCGCUUCAAGAUCGAACAGAUAACAGAAGUUUAUGGGUCUAGUGAAGGAAAUGCCAACAUUGUGAACGUUGAUAAUCAAGUUGGAGCUGUCGGUUUCAUUCCAUCGAUAAUACCAAAGUCUUUGCAUCCAGUAGCUCUCAUACGGGUUACUCCAGACACUUGUGAGCCCAUCAGAGGACCAGACGGAUUUUGUAUAAGGGCAAAGACAAACGAGCCUGGAAUGUUUAUAGGACUAAUAAAGCAGGGAAAUGCUUCAAGAGAAUUCAAUGGAUACUUGGACAAAGAAGCAUCAAGGAGUAAAACAAUACAAAACGUGUUUAGCAAAGGCGACAAAGCAUUCUUAUCUGGUGAUAUAUUGGUCCAGGACGAAUAUGGAUAUUUUUACUUCAAGGACAGAACUGGCGACACUUACAGAUGGAAAGGGGAAAAUGUAGCGACUGCAGAAGUCGAAGGUGUCGUAAGCAACGUAGCUGGUCACAGGGACGCCACUGUCUAUGGAGUACAGGUACCUGGAAUGGAGGGAAAGGCAGGAAUGGCAGCUAUAGUCGAUCCCGAUAGUCUGCUUGACUUUAAAGCGUUAGCUGAGGGCCUUGACAAAGCUCUUCCCUCUUAUGCCAGGCCGAUUUUCCUGCGCAUUGUAAAAGAACUCGAAAUGACGGGCACAUUUAAAUUGAAAAAAAUAAAUCUACAAAAGGAGGGAUUUGAUCCUAACAAAAUUCAGGAUAAAGUAUACUUUAGGUCGGGUAAUAAGGAAUACGUACAAGUUACACCGGAGUUGUACGAAGAAAUUAUUUCUGGGACAGCAAAAUUGUAAGGUGCGUAGUACAGCAGGUCGCAUAUUUGCCCCUGUACAAAAUAAGUAAAAAAAAUUAACAUCAAAAUUUACUUGGCAAAGAAUCUACCAAAUCAGAAAUCUUACGAACGAACAAGGGUAGAAGGGCAGUGAAAUACAAGGAAUAAAUUAGUCCAAAUAUUCACUCAAUGAUGCAAACAUCGUAAAACGUUAUGUGAAAUCGAAUACAUUAACCCUUUGCGGUCACACUUAUUUUUCAUCCCAUGAGAAAUAAGUGGUUGCCGGGGAUGAAAUCGUGCUAGUGUAACCACUCAGGGUUAAUUUCUACUAACAUUUUCAUUGAGUAUUAAAACCAAAAUAUAAAUGAAUGGAAGAUUAAAAAAAGGGUCAUAAAAAAUGAUUUUUUUUUUGAAUAACAUUCCAAUAACGAUGGACUAAGAAAUGUAAAUUGAAAGUGAAAAGGUUAGGAGAAUAUUAUAAUUCAUGAGCAAAUGUAAGGACAAAUGUUUGGGUUACAAAAAUUUUGGCUCAUCAAACUACUUUAGAUAUGAGCAAUAGUGUAUGUAAAUUAAGAACAUUUUUCAAGUAGGUCUCAUUCAGCUCAAACUGCACCCACCAUCAGUUAGAUUUCCUACUGAAUUCAAAACCUAUUACGUUGUUAAUUGAAAGGUAGAUGCUGAUGGAAGAGGUGAAACGACGAUGUUAAGAAAGAUGGUGUAAUUAUUUGGAGGUACCAAGAAAUACCUCUAAUUGAAUAAUUUAACUUGAAUUUGUGUUACUAGUUAAUUAAUAUAAUAUACGACCGUUGUUUCCUGGUUAUUUGUAGUCAAUUAUACUUAUUUGAAUGGCAGGUAUCAAUUUCUUCAAAGUAUAUCCGCUCCCUUGGAUAAUAAACGUAAUAUGAUACAUAAUUCUAGUGCAUGGUACAGGAAUAAUAGACACAAUACCUGCAUUCAUUGCUUGCUGAGUAUGAAGAAAGGAAACAAUAAAUCGAUUCUGCAGGACCCCAAUUCUUUUGGGAUUGUUCUUGGUAUGUAUGUAUAAAAUGCUAGUUUUUGAUGCCAUAACAAUUUUUUACGAUGCCAUAACAAGCACUACAAUAUUCAAGUAUACAUGUAUCAUUACAUACCUAUGUAGUAUGUACAUUAUAUAUAUGUAUAAUACGAUUAAAAUGUAGUGCUAUUACUUGGAUUGGGAUUUUUGAAAAAUUAUUCGACCAUUCUUAGUGUAUUUGGAAAUGAAUUUCAUACAAAAUCGAUUAUUGAUACUGUAGUACAACGGUGGGGACAAUUUUUCUCAACAUGCAGUGAACUAAAAUGUAGAUUUAUUUGUUUGGACUAAAUAUACUUAUUUUGAAAAGUGUUUGUAAGAAACUGUUAUUUUAAACAUGGUGUACUUAUCUUCGUUUCAUUGCUAUUGACCAAUGUAAAUGUUAAUGUAGUGAUUUUGAGUUUUUAAAAUAUUCAAUCGAGCAGUUAAAUUAGUGGCAAUUUUUAUACAACUCUUGAUAUUAAAGAUGAAAAAUAUUCAAAAUGAUAAUCAGGUAUGUGUAACGCAUGUAGCUAGAAAAUUGGGGAAGCGUUUAAAUUAAUUUAUCAUGUGUUUGAUCACAUUAUAAACAUGGCUCAAAAUCUUUCAUCUUUGUUAAAAAUAAUUAAUGCUAUAUUAUAAAUAACUGCACCACCAACUAUCAAGUUACUGUAGAUUUGAAUUAACUGGGUAAAGAAUAAUAAUAAUUAGACUGAUAAACUCUACACAUCAUUUCUUUCUCUUUUGAAAUGUUUAUAACUGAUGGUUGAGGUAAGAAGGAAUAGUUGUAUAUGUAUAUUUUAAUUGAAGUGCAUUUCGAACUGGACACUGUGGAAAGUUGAACAUAUAGUAAUAAUAAUGAUGAUGAUGAUAAUAAUAAUAUUAAUAACAACAAUAAUAAUAACAUAGUUCAAACGUACGAUUUUUAUUGUUUGCGCAUUUUUAAUAAUCUGUAUAUUGCUCGGGGGUCACAAUUAUUAUCAUUCUCGUUACAUUUUAUAAGGUACAAUAAUGACAAUUUGACAGUCUAGCAUUUCUGCAGGAUAUCUGUUCAUUGUUAUUGGCAUAUUGAAGAAUUAUACGCGUAAAUUAAAAUCGUAUACACAUAUAGGCAUUUAAUAAUUUACAAUUUUUUUCUAUCAUAAAUCUUUAACUGUGGUAACAUCACAUGCUACACGCACGAUUGAAUAUCACAUUACAUAUUAAAUAAACUACAAAAUAUAAACAGUGUAAUGUGCCUUUUUCGCGAUUAUCUAAACUUAGUUGAAAACUGAUAGUGGGAUUCAAUCAAUUAUUAUGUGUAUCUUAUAAUUUGUAAGUAGAUAAAGAAAAGAGGGUGAUAAAGAUUUCUAAAUUAACCGUAUACCUAAUUCCUCACCACACUGUACGCAAGGUAAUUUGAUCGAGAGUCAAUGUUAUGAAUGAAGUAUGUAUCCGUAGUUUUGUUGGAUGUAAAUAAAUAGAGCUGAAACACUAA